UUUCUUUCUAUUGUUUUGAAGAUUUUCAUUCUUUCCGAUUGCAGAUUCUUUAGGAUUCCACAUCCCACCGAUAUCCUACAAAAUCGUACAUUACUUUGAUUUCGGAAAAAGGGUUUGGCAAAUAUUAAUUAAUGAAAAUGAUGAUUAUAUAUUUCAGAACCGACCUUCAAAUAAUGGCUUCUCCUCUGGAUUAUCUCUGAACUCACUCUUAACUCUUCCGCUUGAAACAUAAGAGUUGUUUGAUGGCCAACGAUACUCCUAGUUGUGAUUUUCAUAACAAACGUCUUGGUCUUUUAAAAGAUCAAGUUCAUUUGGUGAAAAGGAAAGAUUCUAAUCGCUAUGAGAUUGCUGCGAUACAAGAUCAACUAUCAUUUGAGAAGGGUUUUUUUAUAGUUAUUCGUGCAUGUCAAUUGUUGGCUCAAAAGAAUGAUGGAAUUAUAUUAGUUGGGGUGGCGGGUCCUUCGGGAGCAGGGAAGACUAUAUUUACUGAGAAGAUACUUAACUUCAUGCCUAGUGUUGCUGUUAUUUCGAUGGAUAAUUACAAUGAUGCUAGUCGAAUUGUUGAUGGAAACUUUGAUGAUCCACGCUUAACUGACUAUGACACAUUGCUCCAGAAUUUACAAGAUUUAAAGGAAGGAAAGACAGUCCAGGUUCCGAUAUAUGAUUUCAAGUCCAGUUCACGCGUAGGAUACAGGACUGUAGAACCCCCGACAUCCAAUAUUGUGAUUAUAGAGGGUAUCUAUGCUUUGAGCGAGAAGUUGCGAACUUUGCUGGACCUUCGAGUUUCUGUUACAGGUGGAGUUCACCUUGACCUUGUAAAGCGAGUUAUUCGUGACAUACAACGUGCUGGCCAAGAGCCUGAAGAAAUUAUUCAUCAAAUAUCUGAGACGGUAUAUCCGAUGUACAAGGCUUUCAUUGAGCCAGAUCUCAAGACGGCGCAUAUAAAAAUUACCAACAAAUUUAAUCCAUUUACUGGAUUCCAGAGCCCGACUUACAUUUUAAAGUCAGCAAAGAAUGUAGCAGUUGAUCAAAUUAAAGCUGUUCUCUCCGAAGAUUGUCUGGAAACAACCGAGCAAACUUAUGAUAUAUAUCUUCUACCUCCUGGUGAAGAUCCAGAAACAUGCCAAUCAUAUUUAAGAAUGCGAAACAAGGAUGGGAAAUACAGUCUCAUGUUUGAGGAAUGGGUGACAGACAAUCCCUUUGUCAUAUCGCCGAGAAUUACUUUUGAGGUCAGUGUGCGCCUCCUUGGUGGACUAAUGGCCUUGGGAUACACGAUAGCUACUAUCCUUAAGAGAAACAGCCAUGUCUUUUCUGAUGAUAAGGUUUGUGUGAAACUAGAUUGGCUUGAGCAACUUAAUCGACAUUAUGUUCAGGUACAGGGGAGAGAUCGCUUAGUUUUGAAAGAGAUUGGAGAUCAGCUGGGUCUCGAAGGUUCCUACAUUCCUCGUACAUACAUUGAGCAAAUUCAACUUGAAAGGCUUGUGAAUGAGGUUAUGGCUCUACCAGAUGAUUUGAAGACAAAGCUCAGCCUAGAUGAGGAUUUGGUUUCAAGCCCCAAAGAAGCACUUUCUAGAGCCUCUGCUGACAGGGUUGCCAUGAGAAAUGAGAAUAUGAGGAGUGGAUUGUCACAGUCAUAUACAAAUCAAAGGGACAAAAAUGCAGCCAAAGUUAAUGGAUAUUUUACCAACAAUCGAGGGUUUGAUGAAAGAAAUUCAGAUUCCUCCACAACACAAUUAAAUCAGAGAGCCAUUAGUCAGCUUUCAGAACAGAUUUCCGCUCUCAAUGAUAGAAUGGAUGAAUUUACAAAUCGUAUUGAAGAGUUGAAUAGCAAGCUGACCAUUAGGAAUAAGUCUCCAAGCCAACAAAAUAUGUUGGCUCAAGCCGAAGCUUGCAAUGGUUCUGCUCCCACGUCUUACUUCAUCAACAGUCUGGGAAAUGGUAGCAUAACUGGUUAUAAGAUGCCACAUUCCUCGUCUUCAUCCCAAUUAAAUAAGGAGUCUCCCUUAAUAGAUGAGAUAUCAGGCAUCACACGUGGCCAGCGUCAGAUCAUGCAUCAAAUGGACAAUCUAAAUAAUCUUCUUCGGGGUGGUUUAGGGGAAAGGUCUCAGCAAACAAGAAUCAACAACAAGAGCAUAAUUACAGAUUUGAAUUACAUUGGAGCGAGCAUUGUAGUGGUAAUCGCAGUUGGUUGUUUGGGGAUCUUUUUGACCCGAAAGUGAUUCAUAUACAUGCAAAAGAUAGUUGAAGAGUUCGUUGACAAUUGUAAUAGGCAGAAUAUGGAAGCAGUUUUAGGGUCAGAGAAAGGGUUAUAUCCUCUUGAAAUUUUGUAACUUAGUUGCUUUUUGUUAGAGCAUAAUUUUAAGGCAUUUUUAACCUUCAGUUCACAACAAAAUAGAGUCUUUGUUUUAGAAUUUUUAUCAAGUGGUAUACCAAAAUAAUCUAUUCAUUCCUCUUUUUAAUAUUGAGUUGAGUUUUGGGAGGUAGAAUAUUUUGAGAAUGUAUUUCGGAGGACAAACAAAAUUUUACAAAUAAAAAUCAUGCUGCAUCUGUGUUAA
Lathyrus oleraceus (garden pea) is the source of this 2555-nucleotide messenger RNA. RefSeq names its product inorganic pyrophosphatase TTM2. NCBI's taxonomy places the organism in Eukaryota, Viridiplantae, Streptophyta, Magnoliopsida, Fabales, Fabaceae. The coding region runs from base 243 to 2219 and encodes 658 amino acids. The transcript has 12 exons. Gene Ontology annotation, molecular function: kinase activity; ATP binding. The record is from RefSeq and is a predicted model, not a curated record.